This is a messenger RNA of Cavenderia fasciculata, 1938 nucleotides long. RefSeq lists its product as uncharacterized. The record is from RefSeq and is a predicted model, not a curated record. Lineage: Eukaryota; Evosea; Eumycetozoa; Acytosteliales; Cavenderiaceae. The transcript is spliced from 2 exons. The coding region runs from base 1 to 1938 and encodes 645 amino acids.
AUGACAGAUAAUACUAGUAGUAAUAGUAUUAUUAGUAUGAGUAGUAAAGAUAGAAUUAUAAAAAGUGUAAUAUGUAACAAAUACUUGUUAUUUACAAAGAUAGUACCGUCAAUCAAAGAGAUACAUGACAAGAUUCUAAGAUUCGAGAAUAGUGGUGCAAGUCAAUCUAGUAAUACAACAUCUUCAUCAUCAUCUACAUCAUUUUCAUUAAACUUUGAUCUCAAUGCUCAUACAUCGGUUGCAUCGUCGGUGAUUAAUAACCAUACACUUUCAAGACGACAUCGUUACAAUGACUACAUUAGUGCAGAAUGGAUGUUUCUAAACAACUAUAAACAACUAUUUCUAUCUAAACUCAAGCGUUUUGGUGUCAAGGGUAUCAACUUGACCAUUCCGGCGUUGGAUCAUCUACCUCGACUAUUUGGACAAUCAAGACAAGAGUUUGAUGAGAUUCUCGAGUUGCUGGGGUUGGCUGGACAAUACCAAUUCUUUCAUUCAUGGCGUGUCUACCGAACAUUGGUUGCAUCACCAUCAAAAGAGUUGACGUAUCUACUCAGACCAACCGACGCAUACCUUGGAGGAAAUGAUGCCGAUCUCAGACAAUGUCUAUCUGAUGUGAUGCAUCAUGGCAACAUUGGGAUGUUGAAGGAGAUUAUGUCUAUCUUGCCACCAUCCUACAAGAUACCAAUGUCACAGGCAGAGACUGAGAAACCGGUACGCUACGAUUUAGAGUGUCUCAAUCAUGUCAUCAAAGAGGGACGACACAACAUCAAGUCGCGUUCAUACUGGACGAUGCAGGGGUCACUCGACCUCAUGAUUGUUGCCGAACGAAACAAGCUGAUUCGCGAAGACUGGUUUAGUUCGUUGGAAUGUGCACUUGCAAGUGGUAACAAGGAAAUAGUCGAUUGGACAUUGGCCAAGAUGACCAAAGAGGGUCGUGACGGAUACGACAGCUACAACGUACACAGAAGUUUCGAGCUACUCGAUAUGGCGUGUCUAAACAACGAGUACGAAAUGAUUCGCUAUGCAUAUGAAAAGUUUCCAAAGACGUGGAUGAAGAAAUACCCACUGUCCAUCUCACAAAAGAGUAUCGAGUUGGCCAUUGUCAAUCGAUACUUUGAAAUUCUCGAACUGACCGACGACAUGCAUCUAUGUACGCCAAAGAUGGUCAACUUUGCAACUGGUGAAGAUAGAGGUGAUGUGGCACUGUACAUAUACACACGUGCCAAAUCUGCCAAACGACAAAACUCUGACACCAAGACAAUCUCUGCGCUCAAGCCAGACCACUUUUCGGAUCGACUCUACAAAUACCGACAAUCCAUCAAUCUCUUUGACAUUAUUCGUAGCAAGUCGUUGGAAUUGGUCAAGGGAUUCCGAAAGGAAUACCCAAACUGUUUUGGCAACGACCGAGUGCGUUCUGAUAUCAUCAAAGAGAUUAUCAAAUACGAAUGUUUUGAUAUCUUGCAAUGGAUGAUCAAUGACAUUAAAGUAGUCUUGUCAACCGCCGACUUUUACCUUGCAGUUCGAUACCGUGGAUUAAACUUUUGUAUAUUGAUAUACAACUCGCUGGUACAACAAUCAAGCAAACCACUGGCAGCCUUUAAGAAAACAGUUAUUACCAAAUAUUUCUAUCAAAAUGUAUUGCUCAACAAAAACAGAGAUGUUAUCAAUUGGGCAAUACAAUUGGAUGUUAAAUCAUUCAAUAAUUCUUGUCUAACUUUGGAUAGUUGUACAGAGCUUGAAUUACAAUUACAAUUUCAACAACAAAGUCAACAACAACCAACUGAUAAUAAUAAUGAAAAUGAUAAUAAUGAUAGUGAUUCAUUAACAGCAAUAGAGAAAAUUGAACUUUAUUUAUUAUCUCAAAAUGUAAUAAUAGAACCAGAACAAGAAAUAGAAAUUGAUGAUUGGCAAUCAAUGUUUGAUGAACCAUAUUAUUAA